Cricetulus griseus (Chinese hamster) is the source of this 2811-nucleotide messenger RNA. NCBI's taxonomy places the organism in Eukaryota, Metazoa, Chordata, Mammalia, Rodentia, Cricetidae. The record is from RefSeq and is a predicted model, not a curated record.
UGGCAGGUUUUCUACUUAUAAAACACAAUGACUACUGAUGAAGGCACCAGUAACAAUGGAGAAAACCCCGCAGCCACCGUGGUUGAACAAGGAGAAGAUAUUACUACCAAAAAAGAUAGAGGCGUAUUAAAGAUUGUCAAAAGAGUGGGGACUAGUGAGGAAACCCCGAUGAUUGGUGACAAAGUUUAUGUCCACUACAAAGGAAAAUUGUCAAAUGGAAAGAAGUUCGAUUCCAGUCGUGAUAGAAAUGAGCCAUUUGUGUUUAGCCUUGGCAAAGGCCAGGUUAUCAAAGCCUGGGACAUUGGGGUGUCUACCAUGAAGAAAGGAGAGGUCUGCCACUUACUGUGUAAACCAGAGUAUGCUUAUGGCUCUGCUGGCAGCCUCCCGAAAAUUCCCUCCAAUGCAACUCUCUUUUUUGAGAUUGAACUCCUGGAUUUCAAAGGAGAGGACUUAUUUGAAGACUCUGGCAUUAUCCGAAGAAUCAAACGGAAAGGAGAGGGCUACUCCAAUCCAAACGAAGGGGCGACGGUGGAGGUCCACCUGGAAGGCUGCUGUGGUGGAAGGAUGUUUGAUUGCAGAGAUGUGGUGUUCAUUGUUGGUGAAGGAGAAGACCACGACAUUCCCAUUGGAAUUGACAAAGCCCUGGAGAAAAUGCAGAGGGAAGAGCAGUGUGUUUUAUAUCUUGGACCACGAUACGGUUUUGGAGAGGCAGGGAAGCCUAAAUUUGGCAUUGAACCCAAUGCUGAGCUUAUGUAUGAAGUCACACUUAAGAGCUUCGAAAAGGCCAAAGAAUCCUGGGAGAUGGACACCAAAGAAAAACUGGAGCAGGCUGCCAUUGUCAAAGAGAAGGGAACGGUGUACUUCAAGGGAGGCAAGUACAUGCAGGCUGUGAUUCAGUACGGGAAGAUUGUGUCCUGGCUGGAGAUGGAGUACGGCCUAUCAGACAAGGAGUCAAAAGCCUCUGAAUCCUUCCUGCUGGCGGCCUUCCUAAACCUGGCCAUGUGCUACCUGAAGCUCAGAGAGUACACCAAAGCUGUGGAGUGCUGCGACAAGGCCCUCGGACUGGACAGCGCCAAUGAGAAAGGCUUGUACAGAAGGGGUGAAGCCCAGCUGCUUAUGAACGAGUUUGAGUCCGCCAAAGGUGACUUUGAGAAAGUGUUGGCGGUUAACCCUCAGAAUAAGGCCGCGAGACUGCAGAUCUCCAUGUGCCAGAAGAAAGCCAAGGAGCACAAUGAGCGAGACCGCAGGGUGUACGCCAAUAUGUUCACCAAGUUCGCGGAGCGGGAUGCAAAGGAAGCAGCCAGCAAAGCAAUGAGCAAGAAGACUGUAGAAGGAGAGGCCUGUAAAAGAUCCGAGAGGCAGGCCAUGGAAGAAGGAAAGGCUGAAGGCCAUGUAUGACGCCACGCCAAGGAGGGAAGAGAGUCCUAAUGAACUCGGCCCUCCUUGCUGGGCUCACACCCAACUCAGGACUGAACAGUGUCUAGUGUAAGGUUUGUUACAGUCUCUGGGAUUCUGGAAGCAAAUGGCAAAACCAAUAGCUUCCCAAAAUAACCACCCUGCUGCUGCCCAGGGGUGGGGGUGGGGGUAGGGGGACACGCCGGGGAACAGAACAGAAAAGCCCAUUGGUGUGCAGAGACCAAGCCAGCAGCUCAAGUCCAGCUCAUUUCAGUGUCCUACACAGCAUCCCUUGAUGGUCCCAAGGCCCCGGCUGCCUCAGGGCUCUCCAUCUGCGCUUCAGUAGCCCCGCAGGAACCAUCUCUGCUUUCCUGUUGGGAGGCAGGGCAGGGGUGGAAGAUCUGACUCCAGUGCUGAGAACACAAGCCCAAAAUGAGGGGUCCCCAGGUCCACAGCAGAGUCUCAGAGGUCACUUGCCUGCCUGUCCAGCGGCUUCCCAGGUUCCCUUCUCAGACUCUUGUGAGUGUAACUUUCCGUCACACCCAGAGAGUCUGUUAUUACUCCAACACCCUCAUCAGGUGGUGGUAGGUGGGAGUUUCCGGGUUAGCUUUCCCUAAUUAGAGUGAACUCAUUGAGUGGCUUGUUUCCCGCUGUCCCCCGCUUUAAAGUAUGUUAGCUCUCAGUGCUGCUGCUCAGCCUCCUGUUUCCUUUCCCUGACUCGCUGUGAAGAACUGAGGCUUGCUCUUGUCCUAGACCUGGAGUGGACUAACGUCCACAUCCAACUAAGAUUGACGCAGCUACUCUUUUUUUUUUUUUUUUUUUUAAUUGUUUGUAAGCAUAUAUAGCGCUUUAUGGAAGAAACUUCACACUCCUCUACCAUGCAAAAACAUUUUUCACUUUUUACUUUUUAGCUUUGGUUUUGAAAGGCAAAAUCUGUGAGGUUUGAAGCAGGCAGUUCCUCUUAGAGUGAGGGUACCUGGAGGUUUGAUGGGCAGAUGCUGUCCCUCUGUACCCCAGCCUCUUCGUUCUGGUGUCCUAUAAAGGUUGCUGGCUUCCCAUGCAGGUCCAUCAAGCCAGAGUCUCCAGGUCUGGGCAUGGGAUCAGGGCAAGCCUUAAGUAGCCAUGUAGUUGGAUUUUAGUCCUGCGGGAAGUGUACAGGAUUGAGUGCUACUUGCUUCUCCACAGCCUAUGAACCCUGGAAACCUCACUCUUGUAGCCCUAGGGAUACUGGUGGUUGCAUUUAGAUGAGUUUGUUUUUAUGUUUGUUUUAAUAAAACAGUCUCAUUGUUAAGUUAGGACUUUAAAACCUACAAAUCAAGUUGUUUUCAAGCUGUUCCAGUUUUAUUCUACAUGCAACGGAUGGAGUUCAGCUUUGAGGAAUUUCGUUUACUGGUGACUAAAACCUCUUAGAUUUCA